GAAGAGCUUACAAGAGACACCAAAACAUCGGAGUAAACCCUCUAAUUAAAAAAAACCCACAACCUUGUGAAGAUGAAGACAUUCAGUGUUGCAGUUGCAGUAGCCGUCGUGCUCACAUUUAUCUGUAUCCACAAGAGUUCUGCAGUCCCACUCAAUGAAGAGCAAGUGCUGGAGGAACCAGUGGGCUUUGACAAUCCACCUGCUGCACAUAGAGUAGCGGGACCACUGGAGAUGAACAACAGACAGAAGCGUGGAGUUCAGUGUUUUCAGUGCUGCUAUCCCACAGAUGAUGGACGUUUUGUGGUGAAGCGUGGCACCGAUUGUCGCUUCUGCUGCGGCUGCUGCACUCUUGGGGUCUGCGGAUGGUGCUGCAGAUUCUGA
Messenger RNA from Stegastes partitus (bicolor damselfish), 381 nucleotides. RefSeq names its product hepcidin-like. The record is from RefSeq and is a predicted model, not a curated record. The transcript has 4 exons. NCBI's taxonomy places the organism in Eukaryota, Metazoa, Chordata, Actinopteri, Pomacentridae. The coding region runs from base 73 to 381 and encodes 102 amino acids.